UACAAAAGUCCUCUCUAGUUAAUUUAUUAUAUAUAUAAAACUUCUGUGGAUAAAAUGUUUGUAUUUAAUAAGAAGAAUUUGCAGAACGAGAAAUCGCGAUUAUUGCUAAAGUUGAAUAUUUUCUUAUUCACUGUUACCUUUUCUAAGAUUAUUAGUUUACUUUUAAAAUUCAAUAAUAAUAACACCAAUAAUAAUAAGUAAAUCCAUUAACUAAAUAAAGACUCGAAAUGCUCUGUAACGAAUGUAGUAAUGAAGACGCUAAAUAUCGCUAUAAAUGCUGUUUAUUACACUUUUGCUCGUUAAAUUGCUAUAAAUUACACAAAUGUAACACAAACAACACUGGAAAUAGCGUAAAAAAUGAUGAGAAUGACAUUAAUAGCUCUUUAAAUUCUAAUGGAGUCUGUAAUAAUUCAUUCCAUUUGAAUGGUCACUUGGCCGAGGAAAUUGACCCUGAGAUAAAGAGGAGAUUAAAGUCUGAUGAGGAUUUAAAGGGUUAUAUAAAAGAUAUAAAGGAUUUGUUGAUUAGUGUAACUAACUCUACUGAUCCCAUCAAUUCAAUACAACAAAAUAUUAAAAACAAUCAACGAUUUAAACACUUUAUCAAUCACAUAAUCUUAAACUACAUUUAAU
This is a messenger RNA of Theileria parva strain Muguga, 630 nucleotides long. RefSeq lists its product as uncharacterized. The transcript has a single exon. The record is from RefSeq and is a predicted model, not a curated record. Bases 228 to 629 code for a protein of 133 amino acids. Lineage: Eukaryota; Apicomplexa; Aconoidasida; Piroplasmida; Theileriidae.